GGAACCCGCGGGAGCGGCGCAUCAAAGUCCAGGCAUGGCGUCCCGGUCUCUUCAGCCUGCCGGCAGCCACGACCUGGCCAGGGCGCAGAGAGGCUCCGGAGUCAGGCCGGCGGGGCUGCGAACGCCGGGCUCGGAGGCGGUAGCCGAACCCGGAGAGGAGGGAGGCCCUGGGCGGAGCCGCCGGCCGCGCAGGCACAGUGGGGACACGUGGCACUUCCGGUUCCGGCUGGAGGCUGCGGCCGUGCUCUCUGUCCCGGGGGAGCUGCCCCGAGGCCCGCUGACAGUCAGUCCCGUGUCCAGGCCCGGAGGACCGUGCACGGACUCGCCUGCCACGUCACUGGCCCCCGCCGCCCGCCGGAAGUAGCCUGUGUCACCACUACGAAAAUCCCCGGCGUGGAGAACGUCACCUUCCUGACAGACCGGGGAUCUGAGGGUGGUGCGGACUUUUAGAAUCGAUUGGGUGGGACGGGAGAGACCCGGCUCCUCUUCCGGGAUUCUUAGAGGAUGACCUGAGGACGACCGAUGUCACCGUGUACCGCUGGUGGCUCGGCCGAUGCCAUCCAUGCCAGGCGUAGAGUGCCAGAGAAUUUUAAAAAAGAGAUGUUAAAAUACGUGUGGAUGUCGAAGUGUCAUGGGCGGGACGUGGUAGCCAUCAGGAGGUCGAGGCAGAAGUGUUGAUCUAAGUUCGAAAGCGGCCCAGUCAGGGCAGCCAGGACUGGAGUAAAGAUUAAAGGGCUGGGUCAAGGCUAAAAUGAUGACGUUAAGGAGGAAGCCUUUUCUUUUCAGCUUGUAGGAUUAAGAUUAAUUUUGACGUUAGCUUGUUCGUAGCAGAGUCACCCCGAAGUUCAUUCACCACACAUGGAUUGGCAUUCCUCCCUCUCCUAUCCCUGUGUUGACAGUGUCCUAGGGAAGCCCUCA
Molecule: messenger RNA, 918 nt
Organism: Mastomys coucha (southern multimammate mouse)
Lineage: Eukaryota; Metazoa; Chordata; Mammalia; Rodentia; Muridae
Exons: 1
Coding region: 35-364 (109 amino acids)
Source: RefSeq, a predicted model, not a curated record